Molecule: messenger RNA, 501 nt
Organism: Cynocephalus volans (Philippine flying lemur)
Lineage: Eukaryota; Metazoa; Chordata; Mammalia; Dermoptera; Cynocephalidae
Gene: DPRX
Product: divergent-paired related homeobox
Exons: 3
Coding region: 1-501 (166 amino acids)
Biological process (GO): regulation of transcription by RNA polymerase II
Cellular component (GO): nucleus
Molecular function (GO): RNA polymerase II cis-regulatory region sequence-specific DNA binding; DNA-binding transcription factor activity, RNA polymerase II-specific
Source: RefSeq, a predicted model, not a curated record
AUGUCAGUCUCACAGGACCUCUCUAAAGGCAAGCACGAGAAGCAUUCACAAAGAAGACGGACUAUGUUCACUGAGAAACAACUGCAAGAUUUGAACCUCCUGUUCAAUAAGAACCCAUAUCCAGACCCCAGCCUUAAGAAAGAAAUGGCUUCAAAAAUGAACAUACAUCCAACAGUACUGCAGGUUUGGUUCAAGAACCACAGAGCAAAACUCAGGAAAGCAAGAUGCAGGCCUGUUCAAGAAGACUCUCAAUCACAGCAAUUACCUGAGGAUAAAGUCAAGACCAGUCCUUCCCAGAGAAAUAUGCACACACUACCCAGACCCCCUAGUGGUGCCUAUCCCACAGCCCUAGUUUAUAGAGACCAUCUGGUACCCUCAUUCCAGCUCAGUGUAUGCCCCAAUUUUAAGGUCCCCACAGACCACUCCAGCCACAAAAUAGUCCAUUUUGGCUGCUGCCAAGACCCUAAUGUAUACUGCCUCUAUCCCAUUUUGGAAUCCUGA